This is a messenger RNA of Culex pipiens pallens (northern house mosquito), 3661 nucleotides long. RefSeq names its product nardilysin. Lineage: Eukaryota; Metazoa; Arthropoda; Insecta; Diptera; Culicidae. The record is from RefSeq and is a predicted model, not a curated record. Gene Ontology annotation, molecular function: metalloendopeptidase activity; metal ion binding. The transcript is spliced from 8 exons. Gene Ontology annotation, biological process: proteolysis. The coding region runs from base 210 to 3563 and encodes 1117 amino acids.
ACGGCAUUUUGUCCAUGUGGUGCGGUUUUCCGGCGAAAAAAGCAUUAAAAUUUAUAGAUUUCCAAAUUAUUUGAGAAUUCAGAGUAAUUUCACAGCAGCUGCUUUCAGUGAAUAACAAAUUAUCUGUGGUGUGAAUUGUGGUACAACAAUCUGUAGCAAGCAUAGUGAGUGUGUAUAACAUUGCCUCUGCUGGUAAUGUGCUACUGGUUAUGAUAGCAUGCUUGACGGUUUUCGCACGGCACGGCUAUAGCAGAACUACAACGAGAGCAGCAACUUCGUCGCAGUUUGGACCAAAGACGUUGAUGACACGAAAACGGGCUCUUUCUCCGGGCUCGAAACUGGUUUCUUCCUCCAACUCACUGCUGAAGAUGCCCGCCCGAGAGGAAGUGAUUGGCGCGACGGGAGAAAGUGGUCCCGGCGCCAUCCGGUAUCUGGACACGCCAGACAAGUCGUUCUCCGACCGGAAGCAGUACAGAUCUAUCGUCCUGCCGAACGGGUUCCACGCACUGCUCAUAUCGGACCCAACGGAACGCUCGAGGUCACCGCCUCCGCCACCAGCCAACAACAGCACGAUCGACGAGAGCAGCGACGACGGCGUCAGCGUAACUUCCGCCACCAACGAGCUGACCGAGAGCGAGGGCGAGGAGGAGGAGGAGCACGAUGGGAGCGAAACCGACGGCGAGGGCGGCGAAAAACUGGCGGCCGCGGCCCUCUGCAUCGGCGUCGGUUCCUUUAGCGAUCCCAAGCCGGUGCAAGGGUUGGCGCACUUUCUCGAGCACAUGAUCUUCAUGGGGAGCAAGAAGUACCCGACGGAGAACGAGUACGACUCGUAUAUUAGUAAAUGUGGUGGAUUCGACAACGCCGUUACUGAUUUGGAGGAGACGACGUUCUACUUUGAGAUUGACGAAGAGUAUUUGGACGGGGCGUUGGAUCGGUUUUCGAACCUGUUCACGGAGCCGUUGAUGCUGCGGGAUUCGAUCUGUCGCGAGCGGGACGCUGUCGAGUCGGAGUUCCAGACCAACAUCAACAGCUUCUCGUCGAUGCGCGAGCAGUUGAUGGGAUCGCUGGGACAGGACGAUCAUCCGUGUAGUUCGUUUUCGUGGGGUAACCUGCGGACGCUGAAGGAGAACGUGACCGAGGACGAGCUGUACGACAUUCUGCACAAGUUCCAGAAGCGGCACUAUUCGGCCCACCGGAUGCAUUUCGCCGUGCAAGCCCGCAUGAGCUUGGACGAGCUGGAGGAGCUUACGGUGCGGUAUUUUUCCAACAUCCCGUCGAACAACCUGCCGGCGGAUGAUUUUUCGACGUUCAACGAGCGGAACGCGUUCAGGCCGGACUUUUACAGCAAGGUGUUCUUUGUGAGGCCAAAGUCAAACAUUUGUCGGCUGGACGUGACGUGGUGUUUGCCGCCGAGUGUGAAGGACUUCAAAGUUAAACCAGUGGAUUAUAUGGCGUAUCUUUUGGGAUACGAAGGAAAGGGUAGUUUGACUAGCUAUCUAAGAAAUAGAACACUCGCGUUGGACGUCCAAACUGGCGCCAGCUACGGCUUCGAGAAGAACUCUCUCUACACGCUGUUUUCCGUUUCCGUAAUCAUGACCGACAAAGGGUUGGACAACAUUGAAGAAAUCCUCAAAGCCAUCUACUCCUACAUGAGACUGCUGAAGCAAACGGGCCCAGUCGAGUGGUUGUUCAAGGAACUGCAAGACAUUGAGGCCACCUCAUUCCGCUACCGCAAGGAAAAGGAAGCCAGCGACAAUGUGGAAGAGCUGGUCGUCAAUAUGCGCUACUACCCGUCCAAAGACAUCAUCACCGGUUCGGAGUUGUACUACAACUACAAUGCAUCCGACAUCCAACAGGUCAUAGACAACCUGAACAAACCCACCUUCAACAUCAUGAUUUCCUCCUCGAAGCCCUACAAAGGAAUCACGUACGACAAGAAGGAAAAGUGGUUCGGAACCGAGUACGCCGAGAAGGACAUCCCGGCGGAGUGGCAAGCCCUCUGGGACAACGCCGCGCCCAUUCCGGAGCUGAAGCUGCAGGAGCGCAAUCCCUACAUCAGCACCGACUACACCAUCUUUGCCACGCAGGACGAUCCGGAGACGGCGGCCACCCACAUUCCCGCCAUCCCGGAGAAGCUGCUCGAGGACGGUGUGUGCGAGCUGUGGUUCCGCCAGGACGCCAAGUUCAAUUUGCCCAUGACGUUGAUGUACUUUUACUUCAUCUCGCCGCUGCCGAUGCAGAGUCAGAAGAGCGCAACGCUGACCAGCUUGUACUCGUCCAUGCUAAAGUUCCAGAUUGCCGAGGAUCUGUACCCGGCGUCCGUUGCUGGACUGAACUAUGAAAUUUAUGCCGCUGAAAAGGGAAUCGUACUGAAGGUCGACGGCUACAACGAAAAGCUGCCCAUAAUCGUGGACGAGAUCACAAAGUCGAUGCAAUACUUUGACAAAAAUAUGAGCGCCGACGUGUUCAACGUGAUCAAGAAGAAACUCGCGAAGACUUACUACAACGAGGUUAUAAAGGCUAGCAAGCUAAACAGGGAUGUUCGCUUGAAGGUUGUGCAGGAAAUUUACUGGACAACGGUGGAGCGCUUCCACGUAUUGAAGAAUCUUACGAUCGAGGAUUUGGGCGAGUUUUCGCGCAAAUACUUCGAGCAGGUCAAAAUUCAAACCCUAAUCCAGGGCAACACCAAAAAGCAAGACGCACUGAACGUGAUGCGCAACGUGUUGGAUAAUUUGAAGAGUGGUGAAAUUAAGAAUGUUUCGUUGAUCGAGUCCAAGGCGCGUCAGAUUCCACUGGGCAACAACUAUCUGACGGUUAAGUCGUUCCGCGAAAACGACGCCAACACGGUGACGACCAACUUUUACCAGGCUGGACCGGUGACGCCAACGUUGAACUCGCGUCUCGAACUGCUGGUGAUGUUGAUAGAGGAACCGCUGUUUGACAUGCUGCGUACGAAGGAGCAGCUCGGCUACGACGUGUCCACCACGAUUCGGGACAACUUCGGCAUUUUAGGCUACUCGAUUACGAUCCACUCGCAGGAGGACAAGUUUACGUACCAGCACAUCGACCAGCGUAUCGAAGACUUUAACGUUAAGUUCGUUCAGCUGCUGGAGGAGAUGCCCGAGGCGGACUUCCAGCUGGUGAAGCGAUCGCUGCUGAAACGAAAACAGAUUGUGGAUACGGAGUUGAAGAACGAAAUGAACCGCAACUGGGCCGAGAUCACCACGCAGGAGUACAUCUUCAACCGGAACAAGCUCGAGAUGCAGCACAUUGAGGAGCUGAGCAAGCAGGAAAUAAUGGACUUUUACAAGCAGCUGCACGACAACCAGUUCCGGCGGAAAAUGUCCGUCCAGGUGGUGGGCUGUAGCGACAAGUCGAUCCAGUGCAGCCAGAAAACGGCGGACGGCGAGCUCGAGAACGGCGAGAACGAGGACGAAGAUUUGGAUCGAGAGUUUUUGAUCCACUACCUGGAGACGGACGAACCAGGUCGGAACUACAUUACGGAUAUCGAGAGCUUCGGCAAGACGCUCAUGGUGUAUCCGGUCACGAAAAUUCAGUUUUAGUGAAUUUUGCCCUUGUGAUUUGUAGAGUUACGUGCCGUGUUUGAUGUUUAGUGUUUGGAAUGAGAAUUACUUUUUAAUAAAAUAUAUUAAAUGUUAUU